Messenger RNA from Dipodomys ordii (Ord's kangaroo rat), 1265 nucleotides. RefSeq names its product family with sequence similarity 210, member B (gene Mims2). The record is from RefSeq and is a predicted model, not a curated record. NCBI's taxonomy places the organism in Eukaryota, Metazoa, Chordata, Mammalia, Rodentia, Heteromyidae. The transcript has 3 exons. Bases 27 to 599 code for a protein of 190 amino acids. Gene Ontology annotation, cellular component: mitochondrion.
CCGCCCGCCCCGCUGUGGCGCGCACCAUGGUGGGGCUGUGGACGCUGCUGGGCCAGGCCAGCCGGCUGGGCGUUCGGGUCCGGCCUCGAGCCACCUGGCUCCUGGGGGCUGCCACCCACUGCGCCCCGGCGCCCCUGGCCCUGGCCCGACCUGGUCCAGACACCCGAUUGCUUCGCACCGCUCCUGGGGACGGCGCGGGCCGCCAGGAUGCCAGCAGAAUCACCCCAACCCCAGGCAAGGAGACCAGAGGCAGAGAGGAGAAAAAGCAGAGCAAGUCCCAGCAGCUGAAAAAGGUUUUCCAAGAGUAUGGGGCUGUUGGCGUGUCGUUACACAUCGGAAUCUCAUUGGUCUCCUUGGGCGUAUUUUACAUGGUUGUUUCCAGUGGUGUAGACAUGUCUGCGAUCCUGCUUAAGCUUGGAUUUAGAGAGUCUCUGGUACAGUCCAAGAUGGCGGCAGGCACAAGCACCUUUGUGGUGGCCUACGCGAUCCACAAGCUGUUUGCCCCCGUGAGAAUCAGCAUCACGCUCGUCUCCGUGCCCUUCAUUGUCAGAUACUUUCGUAAAGUGGGACUUUUUAAACCUCCAGCUGCAAAACCUUGACAACCCAACGGCGGGUACCUCUUUCUUCUCAAUCAUAAAAUUUGAUUUGGGGGCUGUAGGGGUUAGGGGUGGGGGCAGGGAGCGGCUAUGAUCGUGUGGGAGUUUACCUUUGCUGGCAAAAAUGAGGUUUUUGAAUGCUUUUGUUUUAUAAAAUUUUGUUAAUGCUAGUGAUUACAGGGCUGUGUAUGUAAUCUAAUUGUCAGCAAGUCGUGACAAAUGAGCUACUAGCUUCAAACCAUCCACAAAAAUGACCCUUCUAGUGGGGAGUAGGGAGAGGGAGGUGUCUUCAAAAGGCCUAACUUCUUUGCUCACCUGCUUAAAAAGCAACAGUUCAGCUGCAAUGUAAAAUUCUCCCUUUGAUUCAAUUAGCAGUAUUCUGCAAGACAGCUGCCAGGCAGACAAGGAACAAAGCAGGACCAUCUGUAAUCAUGAUCUGAGCUAGCAUCAACCCUCAGUGUUCAUAAUUAAUACUUGUUUUGGAGACUCCAAAAUACAUGCAAAUGUGAACCUGAAAGAACUAGAUGGUUCUUCUGAGAUUUCAUUAAAGUAGGCCAGGGUUGUUCGUAAAAUAGAGAAGCACUGCUCAUUAGCAGUGUUAAAAAAGAUUGCCACUUGGAGCCAGGUGCCUGUGGUUCAAGUCUAAUCCUAGCUACUCAAGAGGCUGAA